Molecule: messenger RNA, 183 nt
Organism: Dentiscutata erythropus
Lineage: Eukaryota; Fungi; Glomeromycota; Glomeromycetes; Diversisporales; Gigasporaceae
Source: the annotation of a GenBank genome assembly
AUGUUGCUGUUUCGUAGAUUCCUUGUUUUUAAUAAAGUUGACCAUGGUAUGUGUGAUUUCAUGUUUUUACAAUUUUCUCUUUUUGCUGACUACAUUCUAUAUCAUCGAUUUGCUGAUAUUGUUGUUGGUGGUGACAACACUGGCUGGAUUGGUGCUGGUGUUGCUACUGGUAGUGUUGCUUGA